GUUUUCAGAAACUCAUUGUGGGUCUCUGAGCAAAGUCAGUAACUGGACCGAAAGUAGUCCUCUUAUUGCUGCAACUCUCGCUAGCUAGCUUGCCUGCAUAUGGCCAGACAAAGCAUACCGAGACACAAGGUUUCCUCAGGCAGACUGACAUGCUCUGGGCGGGGGAAGCCCAGCAAGAAAAACGCUGUUGGAAGACAUGGCACUCUUGAACCAGCAUAUUCCCUUUACUCCACUGAUUCAGAAGAUCAGGUAACAGCAGUACACAAAGGCUUGGAUCGCUGUGCAGCUUUACUGAGCGGAAUACUUCAAGCUGAAAAGACCGCAGAAUUCAAGUCACAGUCCCGAGUGCCAAAGACCACUUCUUCCAAACCCAGAUCCAAACUGUCUUCUGGCAAGAUGGAGGCGGAGAGAAAGAGACUUGGCAAAAAGUCCAGUUCAGUCACUCAUCUAGCCAAGAGACCAACUCCAGUGCAGAAGACUAUCUUGUCCGCCCAAUCUUGCCCAGGCUUAAGAGGGCAGCCAUGUUUCCAGGAUGAGCAGCAUCCCCCUGCUGUUGAUAUGGUAACUAGGUCAGAGGUCAAGCAACCCAGACUGAACCCAGGGACACAGACAGAGCAUGUUCAACCACACUCUGUUCCUCUGGGCUGCUCUGUGUCAGACAGUAGAAAUGGCCUUUCAUUAACAGAACAGCAGACCUCCACUGUGUUUAACUGUCGCCUGACAACAUCCACCCCAGCCCUAAGCCCUCAGACGCCCACAUCUGUUCACAGCCAAGUGUCUCAUGCAGGUUCAGGUGGAGAGACACAGCAUGUUACUCGGCACUGGGCCAUAGCCACUGGACCAUCAGGUCCACACGGCUCUUUAAAGACUGCCGUUCCAACUGCCCAGUACACAGCCUCACACUCUGUAGCACCAGCCGUCCAACGUUACGCCUCUGUACCGGCAGAGCUUCCACUCGCCAGUUCCGUCUUCAGUGCGCCUCAAGCGGGUUCAGUGGGGCAGAGCUCCCCUCUACAUACACAGUGUGGAGCUCGGACGUGCCAUCCACCGCCGACGGCUACACCGGCACCCCCCCCGAGACCCAUUACAAGCCAGCCCCAGGUUGAUCCACACCCUCCUUUGGAGCAUGCAAGUUCCCAGGAACAGCAGCUCUCAUCUGGGGAGAGCUCAGAGGACAGCGGGGGUUGCACCAGUGAGGAGGACGAGCUGGAGGGGGUGGACGUCAUGCCAGUGAGGGACACGAGCUGUCAGACCAGCAUGGACAGACACACAGUAAUGCUCAGUCAAAAAAACAAAUUGCCCAGCCCAGAAAAGACAGCCAGAAAAGUGAAGACUGUCAAAUAUCUGUUGGGUGAACUGAAGACACUGGUAGCUCACCAAGACAGCGAGGCGGUGCGUCUCAUCGCGGAGGUGGAGGAGAGUGUCUCCCUGCUGCCCGCCAUGGUGGGCAGCACCAACGUGCAGGCCGAGCUCGCCCUGGCGCUGCAGCCACUCAGGAGCGAGAACGUGCAGCUCCGCAGGCGUUUGAGAAUCCUGAACCAGCAGUUACAGGAGCGUGAGAGAGCCGAAAGGCAGGCUAGACCCGUGGACUGCAAUCUGGAAUUGGUCUCACUGCAGUCACUAAACUUCACACUUCAGACUCAGUUGAAUGACAGUCAUAGAGAACUGGGCAGCCUUCGGCAGGAGAACCAGAGACUACGGCAGGCUCUGGAGGAGAAAGGGAACGAUCUGCAACACAACAGAGAGCAGUGCGAGUUAGAGACCAGUCGCAUACGUAUGGAUGUGCAUGAGGCACUGGAUGAGAUGAGAAACUGCCAGGCUAAAUUUGAACAUUUGGAAAGGGAAAACGGUGCACUGACACAAAGUCUACAUCAGAAGGAGGCCGAGAUAACAGGACUGCAAGAGAUCAUCAGGGAUGUCGGAAGUACAGUAGAGCAUUGUGCCUGCACCAUUCCUGCAUCUUAUGAUGGGAAAAGCAGACAUCUUCAGAAAAGCCCUACAAGAAACACUGCCUGCCAUUUUACACAGACAGAAGAGCCUAAACCUUCAUCUCAUCUUAGCAGGAGGGUUCUAGAUUUGCACGAGAGUCAGCAGGAAGGGAAUACUGUAUCCAGCCGAGUGUCGGAGUCUGUUCAGAUCUAUCUGCAGACUCUAAAGGGUGCAGGCUGUGCCCCUGAACAAUCUCAUGCCCUGCCCCAACAACUCUCUCCCCCUUCCUCUGACAAGUGGAGCGCUACAGAGGAUGGCUGCAGAUUACCAGAGGCACAGGCCAGUUCACCCAAAGUGCUGCGUGUGCACAGAUCAGCACAGCACAGCGCAGCCAAGAGCUGGACUCAGGAAAGAGGGCCGAGGGAAAGCCAUUUUGUCCCUCCCAGAGAGACGGCAGCAGCCGCCCAGAAACGGUUCCCAGUGCAGCCUAACGGGGUGAAUCGGGUAGAGGGGACAAACUCUCAUGGUGGACUGAAAUUUUUGGGGCUGGCCUUUGAAAAGCUUGGUAUCUCAAAUGAACUCCCAAGUCAAGACCUCAAAGUUCUGGAUGAAAACAAAGUCAGGGGGUUUCCCUCACAUUCUGACAGGGUGGGCUUGCAGGUCACACAGACCGAUGAGGACGCGGUUGACGUUUUGGAACAACUCCAACCAGCCAGGCGCUGUCUGUGGAUGGGGGGUGAUGCAUCAGUGUACACAGGACAGCAACCUGUUUUUGAGAGCACUUUUUCCUCCUGUGAUAUAAAAUCCUUAGCCUCAGACUGCAGUGUGAACUCCUGGUCCACAUUUAACACUUGCAAGGAGAAAGAAUUCCAGAAUGGUUUAGCUGCCCUGGAUGCCAGUAUUGCCAAUCUACAGAGAACCCUAAAAGCCGACCUUAAGAUAUAAGUUUUCAGAUGAAGAUAAAAAUGUGUAAGUUAUUGUGUGUGUGUGUGUGUGUGUA
Molecule: messenger RNA, 2929 nt
Organism: Electrophorus electricus (electric eel)
Lineage: Eukaryota; Metazoa; Chordata; Actinopteri; Gymnotiformes; Gymnotidae
Gene: ccdc14
Product: coiled-coil domain containing 14
Biological process (GO): protein localization to centrosome
Cellular component (GO): centriolar satellite
Source: RefSeq, a predicted model, not a curated record